This is a messenger RNA of Pediculus humanus corporis (human body louse), 3660 nucleotides long. Its product is annotated as protein argonaute-2, putative. Bases 1 to 3660 code for a protein of 1219 amino acids. The record is from RefSeq and is a predicted model, not a curated record. Gene Ontology annotation, molecular function: protein binding; RNA binding. The transcript has 2 exons. Lineage: Eukaryota; Metazoa; Arthropoda; Insecta; Psocodea; Pediculidae.
AUGACAGAAAAAAAAUGGUAUCACAAGAAAAAUAAAAAGGACAAAACUGAACAUCAUGCUGACAAACAUAAACCUGGUUUUUCUGGUGACAGUCAGCCUGUAGCAGGGGAAACAAGUUCAUUUGAGAAAGUUUCUUCUGAAAAAAUGCCCAAAAGUAGAAGCGAAAUUGAUUUUGAUAAAACCAAACAAGAAAUGCCACAGAGUUUUAAACAUCAAAAACAACAACUUUCCUCCACUGAGAAAGAAGGAGUUGAAUCUCAUCAAAAACAACAACCAUCUGAUUAUUCUAAGAGUGAAACCCAAAUUCAACAGAAACAUAAAAACCCUAAACAAAAAAUGAAAGUCCAAAGGCAACCUGAUUUACCGAUUAGUGAAAAACAACCUCCAUCUGCUCAGGGUGCUAAACAACAACCUCAACAACAGCAGCAGCAGUCACAAAGUUCGAUGCAACCUCCAUCAGCUUGGGGUGUCAAACAACAACCUCAACAACAACAACAACAACAGCCGCAAAGUUCGAUGCAACCUCCAUCUGCUUGGGGUGUCAAACAACAACCUCAACAACAGCAACAACAACAGCAGCAAAGUUCGGUGCAAUCUCCAUCUGCUUGGGGUGUUAAGGAACAACCCAAAUACAAAAAUUCAAAAGGUUCCGAAAGGUUUUUUGAGGAUUCAAAAUAUAAAAAGGGUUGGGACAAAAAAAAUACAGCAAAGCAACAACUUUCCUCUGCUGAGGAAGGAGGAGAUGAACCUCAUCAAAAACAACAACCAUCUGAUAGUUCUAAGAGUGAAACUCAAUUUCAACAGAAACAGAAAAAUCCUAAACAGAAAAUGAAAGUCCAAAGGCAACCUGAUUUACCAAUUAGUGAAAAACAACCUCCAUCUGCUCAGGAUGCUAAACAACAACCUCAACAACAACAACAACAACAGCCGCAAAGUUCGAUGCAACCUCCAUCUGCUUGGGGUGUCAAACAACAACCUCAACAACAACAACAACAACAACCGCAAAGUUCGGUGCAACCUCCAUCUGCUUGGGGUGUUAAGGAACAACCCGAACACAAAAAUUCAAAAAAAUCCGAAAAGUUUUUCAAGGAUUCGAAAAAUAAAAAGGUUGGGGACACUAAGAAUAUUCCGAAGGAAGGGAAAGGUGAUAGUCGGGAUCCUUCAGCCAAAUCAACAGAAUUAAUUACACAAAAACUCGACAAAAUGAAUUUAGAAAAAGGGCAGGAAGGCAGACGAAGUCCAAAUUCACCCGAUAAGCAGCUCAUACCAUUUGCACAAAAAAUAGUUGAUCCUCGGAAAGACGGCAGACGAAUUUUAGUGGAUACAAACUAUUUUCCUUUGAGAAUAUCCAAUCCUAACGUGAUUGUUUAUCAUUAUGACGUGGUUUUUAAUCCCGACACUCCAAAAUUCAUGCUUCGACUUGCUUGGAAUAAAUACGCAUCGGAUAAUUUCAAAAACCGAAUAACGGUUUUCGAUGGUAAAAAAAAUGCAUAUUCGAAAGGUCCGUUAAUUUCAAAUGGAAAUUGUCAUUCCGCUGGAGUAUCAAUUGUGAAUCCGAAUUCUGGAAAAAUAAGAGAAUUCAGCGUAUCCAUUCAGGAAGUUAGGCAAGAUUACAAGCAAAGUUUAGAACACAACGUAAAACUUCCAGAAGCUGAAAUAUCAGUUUUGGAAAUUAUUCUUAAAAACGGACCGAGUAAUACUCUCGUCCCUUGCGGUAGAUCCUUUUUCCCUAAAUCACAAAUGGGGAUUCGGGCGCGGAGCAUAUCUUCGUGUUUGGAUUAUAGAGCGGGACAUUAUCAAGCGGCAACUUUAGGAGAUCGUAUAUAUUUAAAUUUUGAUCUUGCUCAAAAAGCCUUUUACAAAAGUCUUCCGGUUAUUGAUGUUGCGUAUUCUUUUACAAGUUCGUACAAUAAUAGAAUAAAUUUGGAUUCGUUAAAUUAUUUCUUAAAAGGAGCAAAAGUGGAAUACAAAUUACCCAACAGUUCGGAUCCGGGUAAAAUCUAUAAGGUUAACGGUUUAGUUGGAAAUGCCGAAGAGGAAACAUUUGAGAAGGAUACGAUCACCAUGACCGUUGCAACAUAUUUUGCCAAAGAUAAAAAAUACCCUUUGAAACAUUCUCACCUUCCGUUACUGUGGGUCGGAUCGACGCAAAGAAAAAUCUAUCUUCCCAUGGAAUUUUGUAGAAUAGUUGAAGAUCAAGUUUUUAUGGGAGAAAUGUCUCCAGACGAAACUAGAGAAAUGGUCAAGCUUGCAACAUCGGAUGCCAAAACUCGAAAAAAAGAUAUUCUCUACGUUUUUAAUAAAGCAAAUUUUUCAAAUAACAUAUACAUGAAAGAAUUUGGACUCAGCGUCGAUAAGGACAUGGAAAGAAUUCAAGCGAGAAUAUUGGAGCCACCUUCUUUGAGAACGAAGGGAUCCGUAUUUGUCAAAGAUGGACAGUGGAAAAUUAGAGAUUUUUUCACUCCGACCGUUCUAGAUAAUUGGUGCAUUUUAUAUUUCGAUAAUUGCGUGCGUAAAGAAAAUUUAAACGAUUUUCAAAAUUUGAUAAAGAGAAAAGGAACGGAGUUUAACAUGCAAGUCAAAGAUGCGAUAAGAAAUCCCGUGGGAGGGAAUUCUCACCCGCGAGAAUUGGCCAGAACCUUACAGGAAUUGAAACAAAUGAAAUUAGUUUUUGUCAUAAUUCCAGAAACGAAAGGAUUAUAUUCAAAAAUCAAAAACAUAUGCGAAACGCAAGAAGGGAUACUGACUCAGUGCGUGCGAGCGAGAACCCUGUGUCAAGAUUUUAGAAAAUUUUCCACAACUGUAGAAAACAUACUUUUAAAAGUCAAUGCAAAAUUGGGGGGAAGGAACGUGAGCUUGGAUAAAAACAGUUUUCCGACUUGCUUAGAAGGGCUUGUAAUGGUGAUCGGAGCGGACGUGACGCAUUCCGGACCCGGAUCAAGAAUUCCGUCCGUGGCAGCCGUGGCCGUGAGUUGUGAUCCUCAAGCUUUUCAAUACGGAAUCUCGACUCGAGUUCAAAUCGGUGAAAUAAUACAAGACAUGGAAAACAUAAUAGGAGAACAUUUGAGAAAAUUUUAUCAGAUACGACAAAAUUAUCCGGAAAAAAUUAUAUUUUUUAGAGACGGAGUGUCGGAAGGAGAAUUGCCCAUCAUGAUGAAAACGGAAUUGGAAGCGAUAAAAAGGGCAUGCUCUCGCGUUCCUUCGUGUCGACCCAAAAUCACGAUGAUAGUCGUUCAAAAAAGGCAUCACACGAGAUUUUAUCCCGUCAAUGACGCAGAUGCAAUCGGAAGGAAUUUCAACGUUCCCGUGGGAACGUGCGUCGACACCGACAUCGUUCAUCCUCGUGAUUUAGAUUUUUACCUAGUUUCUCAUGCUUCCAUUUUGGGUACGGCGAGACCGACGAGAUACAGACUUUUGUACGACGACAAUCGUCUCACGGAUGAUGAAAUCGAAAAAAUGUCAUUUUAUUUAUGUCACAUGUUUUCGAGAUGCAAUCGAUCCGUUUCUUAUCCGUCUCCAACCUACAACGCUCAUUUGGCGGCUUUUCGCGUGAGAGCUUAUUUGGAAGCGAGAAAUUUAUCUAAAAACGACGAUUUAAAAUCUAUACAAGCAAAAUUAAAAGAUGUAAUUUCUCAAAAAAAUCCAAUGUUUUUUGUAUAG